Amblyraja radiata (thorny skate) is the source of this 3017-nucleotide messenger RNA. It is a transcript of the gene foxj1b, whose product is annotated as forkhead box J1b. The transcript is spliced from 2 exons. The record is from RefSeq and is a predicted model, not a curated record. Gene Ontology annotation, molecular function: RNA polymerase II cis-regulatory region sequence-specific DNA binding; DNA-binding transcription factor activity, RNA polymerase II-specific. Lineage: Eukaryota; Metazoa; Chordata; Chondrichthyes; Rajiformes; Rajidae. Gene Ontology annotation, cellular component: nucleus. Gene Ontology annotation, biological process: regulation of transcription by RNA polymerase II. The coding region runs from base 127 to 1488 and encodes 453 amino acids.
GCUGCCUCGUCUGGUUUACUGACCCUUGUCCGUCCUUUCGUUUUUCAGUUGCAGAGAGGGAGAGCGAGUGGGUUGACUCUCGCCAGCGCCGAGCCCGACGACCCCCCCCCUCGCCCACCCCAGACGAUGCCUGUACUGACCACGCCAGAAAUCGCCACCAAGUUCAAGGAGAAUUGGAUGAUGCUGCACCCAGAGGAUCAGGAGAACGUGAACGGCGCCGUCAACUUGGACGACAGCCUGACCAGCCUGCAGUGGCUCCAGGAUUUCUCCAUCCUCAACGCGAACCUGGAGAAGCCCCCCGCCGCCGCCGCCCACCUCCACCACCACCACCUCCUCCACCACCACCACCACCACCUCCUCAAGCAGCAGUUCCCCGGCUCGGAUGGCCCCGCUUCGCCACCGGCCGGGGACACGGCCGCCACCGGCAUGCCCUUCAGCCUGGGCAACCCCAUCUCCGCGGCCACCGGAGCCAAGACUUUCAUCCAGACCCACGCUCCUUCCCAGAGCCCGGUGGAGGACGUGGAUUACAAGAGCAACCCGCAUGUGAAACCGCCUUACUCCUACGCCACCCUCAUUUGUAUGGCCAUGCAGGCCAGCAAGAAGAGUAAGAUCACUUUGUCAGCCAUUUACAACUGGAUCACCGACAAUUUCUGCUACUACCGCCACGCAGACCCUAGUUGGCAGAACUCCAUUCGUCACAAUCUUUCCUUGAAUAAAUGUUUCAUGAAAGUGCCAAGGCAGAAAGAUGAGCCUGGGAAAGGAGGGUUCUGGCAGAUCGACCCGCAAUACGCGGACAUGUUUGUCAACGGCGUGUUUAAAAGGAGACGGAUGCCCGCCACUCACUUCAGCACCCUGAAGCCGACCAAGCUGCCCCCUGUAUCGGCAAGUGAAGCCUCGCUGAACCCAGCGACUCAGACCUUUCUGUCUUAUUCUGGGCCCGAACACCCAUCCACACGGUACCUGGAAAAUACUCACGGCAACCCGAUUUUCAACUCCCUUGACAGCCAGCGAACUGCAAGCAAACGCAAACAAGCCUUGCCAAAGCGGACCAUGAAGAUGGGCAGAACUUCUCAGUCCCCUCUGCUAGCUCACGACGAAAGAGAAUCGGAGUCCCUCAAGGGAGACUUUGACUGGGCGUCAGUCUUUGACGACGUGUUUAACGUGAACGGGAGUAACUUUGAGGACCUAGACAUCAACGCUGCGUUGAACUCUCUGGGGACAGAGCUGGACCUUACUGUCCAAGGAAGGCACAUUAGCCCACAGUCCAAAUGGUGUUCCAUGGGCAUGGACCAAGUUCUCGCGGAAACCACCAGCCAAACUUCGCAGUUUGAAGAUUUUACUUUUUUCUCUGACCCUCAAAGACAUCCGUGGGAGGAGAUGAAAGAAGAGUUCCAAGUGACCCCUUUGAAUGUAGAUCAAGGCUUCAACUUCUAUGAAGGAUUCUUCAAUGAGAUACAUCAAUGGGAAAGAGGAGAUACCUUUCUGUGACCAGACUAAUAUUGAUCAAUCUUGAACCAUUUGCUACAUUAGCAUUAAUGCCUUGAUGAUUGGAUUUGUACAGCUUAUAUGAAGUUCCUUUAUACUGUUGAAAAAAUUACCUGUUUGUUAUUUUUUAUUGUUCAUAAUUUUUACACUGGAAUACCAUUUAAUAGAGAUUCCUGUCAUGGUUGAGAGAAAACAGUCUGAAAUUCUUAAUAGUUUUAAGAUCGUACCCUCUGAUCACAAACCAGAUUGUACUACUAACAGGUGCACAGUGCUGCGACAUUUUGAAAGGAUGUGUUGUCAAAGCUAUUUGUCAUUUCAGAUUCUUUACCUUUUUUGUUUUGCAAAACCGAAAAUUGCUCAAUCGCACUUGACACUUUGGAAGGCCAUGUUGCUGAACUGAACAGAUGGAGCCAAUAGUCAAGUCAAGCAAGCUUGCAUUAAACGGAACUGUGAUAAUACUACACACACACAGUCAAUUCGGAGGAAGCUAAUCGUUUUCCCAAAUGGUUUCUUUGAGCGUUUCACCACUAUUCUUGCUACUUGAUCCAAUAAUUCCACAACGACCAAUAUUGCACUUAUAAAAAAAAAAACCUUAAUCCUCAAAAAGAUGAUCUCAAUGGUACUGCAUUUCAACUGAUUUUCAUUUUUUUAGAAGCUUGCUGGUGCAGUUUUUUAUGCCAUAUGGACUUGAAUUAGAAAUACAGGGCUUAACUUGAGGUCAUUUCAAGUUAUUUUAUUUUUUACUUUUCCUUGACUUGACUACUGAAUGAAUGUUAGAUUUUGGUUCAAUGACUUCGCUGAAUUGACACAGAAACUUGUAGGAUGCAAGGCAUAGGUCCGACCAUAUAUUUUUCCAUACAGAAGUUAUUUUACUCCGAUGUACUAGUGUUAUAAAUGUAGUUCUGUGGAAUUGAUUUGGUGACUAACCUGAGCGGAAAUUCUCAAGCGGAGAGAGGACAUGGGUAAGAUUGGAUGCAACUAUAUUUGGAACUGCCCUAAAUCAUGACAAACUUGAGGUGGAACUGAUUGACACUAAAAAGGGCAAAUGUCACUUGCUAAAGUGAAGCAAGCAUCUUGAGCUGGAUUAUAUAUAUAUAAAUAUAAAUAUAUAUAUUAAAUAAAACACGCAAUCAAUUCAUCAUGAUUCUAUGCAGAACUCUGUUCCUCAUUGUCUUGGACCUGCUGCCUUAGCAAUGAAGUAAUGGAGGGUUCCCAUCCUGUGACUUUUGCAACGAGCUGCUAUGUAUUCGGGAAGAUGAAGUAGGACAUCGUCCACUAUACUGUAACUAUGCCAAUCUCUUUAAUUCACUGAAGGCAGAGUAGAGGAAAAAAAAAACUCAUCGAUCUUUGAGCGGAAUGGAUAAGUAGUCACUGUUAGAUGCUUGUUUUGUUUCGAGAAGAGUGUGUUUGCCUGGAUCUGUCUCUCUGUUAGCUGACCAAUGGACAAAUUACCCUUGUGUGCAAUCUCCCAUUUUCUAUUCUGGUUAAAUGCUAUUUGCCUCACUGCAAUAAAAAUUGUGGGGUUUAAAGCA